This is a messenger RNA of Lactuca sativa (garden lettuce), 604 nucleotides long. NCBI's taxonomy places the organism in Eukaryota, Viridiplantae, Streptophyta, Magnoliopsida, Asterales, Asteraceae. The record is from RefSeq and is a predicted model, not a curated record.
UUCAACUUUAAAGUCACCAUUAAAGAGAGGAGAUUUCUCACGUAAGCCCCGUGCAUUAUUGAGCUAUCCUUUAUUGUUGUAGAUACAAUCACUCAUAUAUACACACAAAACAAGUUCAAUACACAGAGAUCAAGAGGGAAGGGACUUAAUCAGACAUCCAUGAAAUUUUUCUUCCCGGAGCUCAGCUUUUGCUUCGGCGGUACUGUAAUAACACCGGCAGCAGAAACCAUCACCACUGAUGUUUCAAUUACUAGCCGGCGUGUAACGCAAGGUAAUUCGACAAAGCACUGGAGGCCGGAGCUCACAGCGAUUGCAGAGGACGGCGGCGUGUUGAACGCUCGCAGGCAGCCUCCUCCAUCGGCUAGCGUCGUUAGAUCUGAGAAGAAGCCAUUGAACAAAGCUAGAUCUACAGGGAAAACUCGAUCUCAUUCAUAUACCGGUGAUUACAGCGUGAAAUGCAGGAAACUGACUCAUGCGAUGGCGAUUCCCGCGUUUUCUCCAACUCCGUUCGUGUUUUGAUUUUGGAUGAUUAAUGGCGUCCUGUAUUUCUCUUGUAUCUGGUGUUCAUGUAAUGAAAUUUGUGAAUAACUCUGUUUUUAAGAUA